UUUUUUUUUUCCUUUACAUCUCUAGAUCAAGAUUGGACUCCAGAACAAACACCGUUAUUAAACACCCCAUCUCAGGAUUUGGAAGAUUCUCUACUAGCUUUGGAUGCCAAUGUUAAAUCGAUAGAAAACUUGGAAAAGCAAACAUAUGAGCUUGAGUCGAAGAUGUCGGAGCUAGAAGAUAAGGCAAAUAAGGUCAUAGAUUCACUUUAUUAUCAGAUUGGGUUUCUUCUCUCGGUAUACAGGAGGAGGGAUAUACUUGCAAGCUUUGCAUCUUCCUUGUGCAGUUAUUGGGUGGAUAACUUUCGGGUUGAUAGCUUGCUUUAUUGUUGGAUUGUAUGUUUUUAUUUGGGGGACAAAUACAAAAUUAAGAAGGAUGACCCCUCCUGUCAAAAACCUGGAUGAAAACAGAGAAGAAUUAGCCGAAAAGGCAUGAGAAAUUUUGGAUUCAGAGAGUGAAAGGUCACCUGAGCACAAUCGAAGUGGAGUUGUUGAAGAUACAGCUCCAGUGCACCGUAAAGUGAAGUCUGCGUCAGUGAUAAAGCGGUCUUUGCGGAUUGUGAAUUCUGAGAAUUAUCUAAGUAGAUUUGAGGGGUACAAUAGGAAAUUCAUUGUGGCUGCGAUCACAUGUGCGUUACUUCAUGGGGUUAUUAUAUGUUGCAUCGCAUACUUCUCAUAUUGCCAUGCUGAUGCAUUACGGUGUAAAAAUCCUAUGAUUACACCUUUGCAGCCUACGCAGAUAGGGGUUGGUGAUGCUUUCUGCAAGAAAGGAAUUGACAAAGCAAACCUUGAGUUUGAAAGUCUUGAAGAAGGAUUCUUGGCCGAAAUACUGGCACCUGAAAGUUCAAAAGAUGCGGCUGUUGGGCAUCCUAUUGCAAUCACAGCAUACAUCUUUAAGUAUGACAGUGUCCACGGUCAGUGGAAGCACAAUGAGCUCAAGGUUAAGGAUGAGAAGCUUGUGACCAGAUGUGGCAUUAGAAACCCAGAGGACAUUCCACGGGCUGAGGCUGGAGCAGAGUACAUCGUGGAGUCAACUAGAGUCUUCAAUGAUAAAGACAAGGCUGCUCAGCUCACUUGAAGGUGGAAGAAGCAAAUGACAUACAAAAAGUCUCUGCUACUGUUGGUGGUGCAUCAGAGGUUAAAAAUCAGUACCUUCUCAAACAGAUGCAGCACCGGGAGACAGGGUUCCAGAAGACUGUCCUGCGAGUAUCAGCUCAU
Messenger RNA from Lycium barbarum (goji berry), 1215 nucleotides. Its product is annotated as glyceraldehyde-3-phosphate dehydrogenase GAPC1, cytosolic-like. Bases 710 to 1075 code for a protein of 121 amino acids. NCBI's taxonomy places the organism in Eukaryota, Viridiplantae, Streptophyta, Magnoliopsida, Solanales, Solanaceae. The transcript has 7 exons. The record is from RefSeq and is a predicted model, not a curated record. Gene Ontology annotation, molecular function: NAD binding; oxidoreductase activity, acting on the aldehyde or oxo group of donors, NAD or NADP as acceptor.